CUGGUUUCCACCUAAAAACCUGCCCGCUGUCCUUCCGCAGUACUGAGGGCAGAAGAGAAGGUAAGAGCAGGGCAGUAGUGAAAAGACAUCUAAGGUAUUUGCAGCCAACAUGCGACCACUCAUGAAUACGAGGGUAAAGCACUUUGGAGCAUGGGCAUUGUGGGCAGUCCUAGUCCUGACCUAUUUCGGCCAGCAUGCAGGACUCAGGCUGGGGGCGUGGUGUGCUGACUCGGGGCCCUUCUCCAUGCGGGCAGUGCCUCCGUGGGCUCUGAUUGCCAUUGCCGUGGUUGCUGGCCUGCUGCUUCUCACCUGCUGCUUCUGCAUCUGCAAGAAAUGCUGCUGCAAGAAGAAGAAGAACAAGAAGGAGAAGGGGAAGGGUAUGAAGAAUGCCAUGAACAUGAAGGACAUGAAGGGUGGUCAGCUCUUUCAGGAUGACGAUGAUGCGGAGACAGGCCUGACUGAGGGGGAAGGGGAAGGGGAAGAGGAGAAAGAGCCGGAGAACCUGGGCAAGCUGCAGUUCUCCCUGGACUAUGAUUUCCAGGCUAACCAGCUCACUGUGGGAGUCCUGCAGGCUGCGGAGCUACCUGCCCUCGACAUGGGGGGCACCUCAGACCCUUAUGUCAAAGUCUUCCUCCUUCCAGACAAGAAAAAGAAAUAUGAGACCAAAGUCCAUCGGAAGACUCUGAACCCAGCCUUCAAUGAGACCUUCACUUUCAAGGUGCCAUACCAGGAGCUAGGGGGCAAAACUCUGGUGAUGGCCAUCUAUGACUUUGACCGCUUCUCCAAGCAUGACAUCAUUGGGGAAGUAAAGGUGCCCAUGAACACUGUGGACCUCGGCCAGCCCAUCGAGGAGUGGAGAGACCUGCAAGGCGGGGAAAAGGAGGAGCCAGAGAAGCUGGGUGACAUCUGCACCUCCCUGCGCUACGUGCCCACUGCAGGGAAGCUUACCGUCUGCAUCCUGGAGGCCAAGAACCUCAAGAAGAUGGAUGUGGGCGGCCUUUCAGACCCCUAUGUGAAGAUCCACCUGAUGCAGAAUGGGAAGAGGCUCAAGAAGAAGAAGACAACAGUGAAAAAAAAGACCCUGAACCCCUACUUCAAUGAGUCCUUCAGCUUUGAGAUCCCCUUCGAGCAGAUUCAGAAAGUCCAGGUGGUGGUCACUGUGCUGGACUAUGACAAGCUGGGUAAGAAUGAAGCCAUUGGCAAGAUCUUUGUAGGCAGCAAUGCCACAGGCACAGAGCUGCGGCACUGGUCCGAUAUGCUGGCCAACCCCCGGAGGCCCAUUGCCCAGUGGCACUCGCUCAAGCCUGAAGAGGAGGUGGACGCACUUCUGGGCAAGAACAAGUAGGCGGCAGCAGCUGGGAUCCAGCACCCUUCACGGACACUGACAAGAUCCAGAGCUAUCAAUACCUCAGUUGUGCAACCUUAGAGGUUUUGUUUUGAUCUGUCUGUGAUUGUAUACUUGUUUUUCUUUCUUCUCUUUUUAAAGACCAACUUUCCCUUUGAUGGCUAUGUGAGGAGAGUCCCCUAAGAGGUAAAAGAGAAGCCUGACUCUGUUCAUCAUCCUAGGAACUGUGCUUGCUGCAUGCCCUGUCAUGGUUCCCUCUCACUCUUCCAGUGCUUUACUUAAGUUUCACCCGAGUGAGGCACUCUACUGGCAAAGUUGCAGCACUUGUUUUUUGCACAUUCUGGACCAACAAAAUGGAGGCACAUCCUGUUUCCUGACAGCGAAGGCAGGGCAACACAGUGGCCAAUGGUUGUGUGUGUGUGUGUGUGUGUGUGUGUGUGUGUGUGUCUGUCUGUCUGUCUGUCUGUCUUUGUCUUUGAGUAUCUCUCUUCAAGCCUGGGAUGAGUCAUGGAUAGUGAAGCUAUAUGGGAAGAAAAUGUUCUUCGGGGACCUUGACAUGAAGGAAAUCCACUGAUGGUGGAAGAUCUAUCAGCUUGUGGAAAAGGCUCAAAAUUGUGUUCAGAUGCCAGAAGCUCCUACCUUCCUUGUAGAUGGCUCUUUGGGAGGCAGCAAGAUGGGACAGGAUGUGUCCAGAACGAGGACCAAAGCCCUGAUGCCAUCAUAGACUUCCUCCUGUUGGUCACAGCUUCUCUAGAAGUGGGGGUUUUGAAACAUUCAUAGAAAUAAACUAUUCUAGCUUGGUCAGACUCUUAACAGGGACUGUCAGUCCUAGGAUCUCACUCUUACUGACAGUGAAUAUCAAAACUAUGAAGAAACAUCAAGGUCUCUUUAUUCAGAAAGACCAAAAUUAAAACUCUUGCAUCAUGGCCCCUACCAGUGGGAAACACAGAUGCUUUCACUCUCUCCAGAAUCUAAGCAGUACCAUGCAUUUUUUCUCCAUUGUGCUUUUGCUUCAAUUUCUCUUUUAAGUGGAGCAACUUGUCUGAAGACAUGUUAUAUGUACAAAGCCAGAGAACUUUUGAGAAGAAGGCUUAAAUGUUCUUAGUUUCCUUGAGGUCCAGGUAAGAAGGGGGUGGUAAAAAGGGGAGAAUGAUGGACAGAUGACGGGAGUUUCUGGGAUGGGAACAUUUGGAUUCCUCCAAUGCCCGCCCAUUCCUUGUUCUUUGAACACUCUGCUGUCUAUACUGUAGGACUUUUAAGUAGUGAGGUGGAUCAUGGAGGCCUGUGAAGAGGCCCCAGCCUAACAUUCAUUAAUCUUUUCUCUAUGAAUGCUAAGAUGGUGGUGGAGGAAACCUGCCAGGGUUUCUACUCCAUUUUCAGUUGUCCCCUUCCUCAUUUACCUCUUGUCCCCAGCAUUGAUUUUUAAAAAGCCAUAUAUAUGUUGGUCAAAUUUGCACUGAGUCUCCUUUAGCCCAGUCAAGAAAGUCAGGUCCCCAUAUGGCCAGAGGUCAGCUCUCUUUGUCUCUCUUCUCUUAGCCUCUCUUUUCUGUCUUCAAUCUUCAGACCCUUGCCAUUUCCUCACCACAGAAAACUCACAGCUUCCCUGGAAGCUUGGGAGUCACAUUCCCAAGAAAGAUGGCAGCACUUCCUGUCCUUCCCCAUCUGAGCCACUUUAUCUUCCUGUAGGCACCUGAGAUGGAAUGAGAGUGUUGGAAUCAGGCUUUGAGACCCCAGAGUGUGUUAAAGAAGUGAAGAGGGUAUUAGAUUUUGCUUUGUUGUUAUUCAAGUAGGGAGUGAAGGAACAUCUCCACCAGAAAGAGACUGGAAAGAAAGUCUUUGCUGACCUGAGACUGACCCUUCUCUUUUCUGCUAGUGCUAUAUGGGAAGUCAUGUGUUUUAUAUACCUUAUGUGUACAUACCUACUAGGAAGGCAGCAGAAUAAUACAAAUAUGAGCUCUAGUCCUUGGGAUCAGAGUUAUAGUCAUGGUAGAGAGUUGCAGGACAAUAGAGUGCCUUUAGAAUCUGGG
Octodon degus (degu) is the source of this 3372-nucleotide messenger RNA. RefSeq names its product synaptotagmin 2 (gene Syt2). The record is from RefSeq and is a predicted model, not a curated record. Lineage: Eukaryota; Metazoa; Chordata; Mammalia; Rodentia; Octodontidae. Gene Ontology annotation, cellular component: axon; dense core granule; synaptic vesicle membrane. The transcript has 7 exons. Bases 110 to 1345 code for a protein of 411 amino acids. Gene Ontology annotation, biological process: cellular response to calcium ion; regulation of calcium ion-dependent exocytosis; synaptic vesicle endocytosis. Gene Ontology annotation, molecular function: clathrin binding; phosphatidylserine binding; calcium-dependent phospholipid binding.